This is a messenger RNA of Solanum pennellii, 1628 nucleotides long. RefSeq names its product nuclear transcription factor Y subunit B-3-like. Gene Ontology annotation, molecular function: protein heterodimerization activity; DNA-binding transcription activator activity, RNA polymerase II-specific; RNA polymerase II cis-regulatory region sequence-specific DNA binding. Gene Ontology annotation, biological process: regulation of transcription by RNA polymerase II. Bases 312 to 920 code for a protein of 202 amino acids. The record is from RefSeq and is a predicted model, not a curated record. Lineage: Eukaryota; Viridiplantae; Streptophyta; Magnoliopsida; Solanales; Solanaceae. The transcript has a single exon. Gene Ontology annotation, cellular component: nucleus; CCAAT-binding factor complex.
GAUCCAACGGACCCUGCAUUUUCUCUUGCUCUUUUCUCUCUCAUCUCUCUCUCUCUCCCCGGCCGGAAAAUAUUUCCCGGCGAACGUUUCUCCCGAAUUUUUGUUUGUCUGUUUUUGCUCCAUCUGUUUGUAUACAAUUUGGAUUUUUCUCGCCGGAAAAUCUACUUCCCCCUUUUAAAUUCUCGCCGGAAAAUCCAUACCCAGUUAACAUUUCCGGUACGGUGAGAAAGUUUUUUUUUUUCGUUUUUGUUGUUUUAGCAGUUUUUUGUGGAGUACCGUUUUUUUGAAUUUGGAGAAAUUGGGGAUUGGCGAUGGCUGAUUCAGACAACGAAUCAGGAGGUCACAAUAACGCGAACAGUGAAGGAUCAACAAGGGAACAAGACAGGUUCCUUCCGAUAGCAAACGUGAGCAGAAUUAUGAAGAAAGCUUUACCGGCGAACGCGAAAAUUUCGAAGGAUGCUAAGGAAACAGUUCAAGAGUGUGUAUCGGAAUUUAUCAGUUUCAUUACCGGAGAAGCAUCGGAUAAGUGUCAGAGAGAGAAGAGGAAGACGAUUAACGGUGAUGAUUUGCUUUGGGCUAUGACAACUUUAGGAUUCGAAGAGUAUGUUGAGCCAUUGAAGAUUUACUUGGCCAAAUACAGAGAAAUGGAAGGGGAAAAAACUACUAUGGGUCGUACAGGGGAGAAAGAUGGGGGUGGUGGAGAUACGGCGGGAGGUGGUGGUGGUGGUGGUGUUAGUUCUGGGGGUGGGUAUAACGGUGGUGGUGGUGGUAUGUAUGGUGGUAUGGGUGGUUCCAUGAUGUAUCAUCCUCAAGGUGGUCAUCAAAUGUAUGGUAGUCAUGGGUCAUAUAAUCAUAUGGGUAUGGGUGGCGGCGGCGGUGGAGGUUCCGGUGCCGGAGGUUCCGGUCAAGGGCGGAGAUAGAUUCUAUAAACUUCAAAUUUUGACUCGAUAACGAGCCAAAGUAGGCGGCAGUGGAAGUUUCAGAAUAUAAUAAAUUUUAAAUUCUGACUAGAUAAUGGGCCAAAUAUAUGGUAAUUGAGGAGGUGGAGGUUUCAGAAUAUUAUAAACUUUAAAUUCUGACUCAACAACAAGCCAAAUAACGAUGAUUGUGAUGGUGGAGUUAUAUUAUGACCUUUAAAUUCUGGCUCAAGUAACGAUGAUUGUAAUGGUGAAACGAUGAUUAUAAUGGUGAAAUUAUAUUAUAAAUUUUAAGUUCUGACUUUGCGAUUCGAUUACAAAGCCAAGGCAAGGUGUUAGAAGAAGGUGGUGAUAAAAAUUAAUCAUAUGAUGUAUCAUUGUGUUGAUAGCUAGUUCUAUUUCUUUACUUAGGUCCUUUCUUUUUUUAAAAAAAAAUAUGUAUAAUUUAUAUUUUUGAAGCACAUUGACAUGUGAGUUUUUAGAUAAUGCUUUAGCUUUUUGUCUUUUUUUCUUUUGAAGUUGGGAGUAUUGGUAGUAGUGGGUUACAUGUGUAGUACUUUUGUGGAGAAAAGGAUAUUGUUGAUGAUUUUUAAUGGAGAAAAAAGAAGUAAUAGUACUAUAUACAUCAUGAUAUAUUAUAACCUUCAAUGGAAGGCACUUGAAAUAUGUGUAUUUUAAUGGAACAAUGAAUGAGAUGCCAUUUUAUGUGUU